AUGUACGUUGAGAACCCUCCUCUACACUUUGCAAACGAGCCUAGGCAGCCCCGACGCUCUCGAGAGUGUCUUGCUAAUUCUGUGCGGCCCCCGUCGGCAGUGACUCGGCAGAUGGGCCUAAGGGGAAGGCUGCCCUCGCCGUGGGUAGCAGAGGGGCCCCUAUUAUCAGCCUUUGAGCAGCAGCAACACUAUGGUGAGCCCCAUCUGAAUUCGCAGCAUCGGCGCCUUGGGCGUUUUUCUCCGGGGCUUUCCCUGCUCCUACUGUUGGUGCUUCCUUUCAGUGUCUCUGCUUCAAGCCUGUUGCCACGACUUCCAGUAGGCCACGGCACAACAACCAGUUUCGUAGCUUGUCCAGGAGCAGGCAGCCAUAAGGCGAGCCCUUUUAUCUCAAGUGGGGGCCGCAUCAGGGUCAACCCCGGGCGCGGCGACGUUGGAAGUGCCCUUGCUGGAUUCCUCAACUCUACAUACCCUAAAAACUCCUGCGGAUGCAGAGUCGGAUUCGAAGGGAACGAUGAUGGCCUUAGGUCAAAGAUCGACAAGAGAGGCUCUGCAGAUGCGGAUUGCCGUCCAGCUCGCACUCCCAGCAGCACAAGCAGCAAAGACUCCAGCACCAGCAGCAACAAUUCCCACGCGUUUUCCUCCACCGUUCUGCUACCACGUUCGUCGUUGCGCCUUCGCGGGGAUAUAUGGAAGUCUGAGCUUGCGGUGCAACGGCUUUGGCAGCGACACAACACGUACAAGCAGCUGCUCCUGCAGAUUUGGUGCAUGAACAAAUGUUUACAGCACCUGAAGGACCAGAAAAGCAACUCAACUAGCAGCAACAAGAGGAGGCGCAAGCCUUCAGAUGAAGUUCUGGACUGCCUUGGGUUUGCAGUAGCUCCGCCGAGCAACAAUGAUGGCAGCAGCGAUAGCACCAUGCUGCUGUUGGACGGCCCUCCAUAUGCUAAUGGGGAGCCGCAUAUGGGCCACGCAGUUAAUAAGUGCUUGAAAGACUUUGCUGUGAGAGCUGCGCUGUUGCAACGCCGCUGUUGCCAUAUGCUUCCGGGGUGGGAUUGUCACGGGUUGCCCAUAGAGCUCAGAGCAGCCGCAGCAACUGCUGCUGCGAGUAACCGUGGCGCAACUGCACCAACAGCCACAGCAGAGCCUACUGAAACAACAGGGGUUGUCCAAUUAGAACCAAACACUGGAGGAGCUACCACCACCGGCUGCAAGGGCGGCAGCACCACAGUAGGCAGAAGCGACAGUUGCACAGGCCUCUUGGGCAAGGCUGGGUCCGAGGAGUUGCGCAACAGAGCUCGGCUAGUUGCUCUUCACUUUGCUUCGCUGCAGCAAAAUGCAUUUCAACGUUUUGGCGUGUGGGCGCAUUGGGACUCUGCCUACAAGACUCUGGACAGCGACUUCAAGGUCCACGAGCUGCAGCUCUUUGCGCUUCUGUGGAACAGCGGCCUAGUCUCUCUGUCGCGUUCCCCUGUAUAUUGGAGUCCUUCCAGCGCAAGCACCGUCUCAGACAGCGAGGUGGUGCUGAAGCCAACGUCCAGAGACCAUCUCUAUUUCAAGUUGUUGCUAACAGGCCCUCGUCCAGUCUCAGAGGAUGGCAAGCCCUUUCCCACUGGAAAGGAGAUGCCCUGGUUCUUCGUUGCCUGGACGACCACCCCUUUCACAAUCCCCGCUAACAGGGCACUUGCUGUCUCCGCUUCUACGCACUACGCGGUCUUGAGAGCCUCUCUAAAAGGGCCUCGAGGUGGAGAUGAGGAAAUAUGGAUAGUGGGGGAGAGGUGUGUAAACCGCCUGCUGGCGGCUCUUCAGGGUGCAGGGGAGCCCUGGGAUGUGCUCCAAAUAGGAACGCUCCCGGGGAGCUGCCUGGAGCAUCAAAGGUAUGCUCAUCCUAUUGCGAGCAGAGUGACUUGCCCCGUCCUGUUGGAUCCCGCUGUUGAAGAUGACAAGGGGACUUCCAUCCUUCACGUGGCCCCCGCGCAUUCCCAAGAGGAUUAUCGCCUUUGUGAGCGUGCAGGGCAGGGCGUUGGUCUCCUAGUCCAACAGUCAACGGAUCCCACAACUCAUGUAAAUGUGCCGCUGCUCCCCGCCCUGGGGGAUGAAGCAGCAGCAACUGCGGUAGGAGCCCCGCUGUUGUGUCCUGUGGGACCCCAGGGAACCUUUUUAGGAGGCAGCGGUAGCGAGCCCUUUAAAGGCCUUGAAGCCCUGAGUGGUGGAGAGCAAUCCAUCAUCGAAUAUCUGCGCAGCAGUAAAGCUCUACUGCUUAGCCAAAAAGUUGUGCUACCAUUCCCUCACGAUGAGCGCCGCGGGCGUCCUCUGCUGCUGCGUGCAACUCCCCAGUUGCACUUUAAAGUGAAGGACCUUCUGCCGGAGAUCUUCCGGGAUUUGCAGCGCAUUAGGUGGCUGCCUCUAAGGCGCAGUGCGAAGCAGCACCAAACACACCACAGCGCUUUUGGGCUAGAACUCCGGGAACUCUUACAGGGGCAGGAAGAACAAGGUGCCAGGGAGGGCUUCCGUCGUCAGCGAGCCCAACAACUGAGGCUUGGUACCGUGCAGGCUGAAGGCCAGAAGGGCACACAAGGGGUGACUGCACAGACAGCGGAGAAACGCAGAACAACAGUAUGCACUGACGGAAACCUCCACGACAAGCAAAAGCCAGCAAUGGCAGCCCUGGACGACGCAGUAUUGCCUCAACUCCCAUUCAGCGUCGCGGGCAACAAACUGAGCAAGUCAAAGGGGAAUGCGCUAUCGCCAGACAUCUUUUUCUCUGCUGAAAAGGAAGCUGCAGCAGCUGCUGCAAGAAAGCCUCCCCAUGGACACAGCGGUCCCUCUGCGCAACCGCAACAGCUGCAGCGUGUACGGAGGCAGCGAAAAGAUGGCCCGGUGACGUACGGCGCCGAUGUGCUGCGUCUGUUUGUGGGCGCCCUGGACUUUGGAGGAGACAUGGCAUGCCCUGGAGAUUCGGAAGAGCAGCAGCAGAGCAGACACACCGUAGUGCAUGCAGCCAGUACUACUUAUAUCAAGCUCAGAAACGCAUUCAGGUACCUCAUUGGCUCACUCCAGGACUUCGACAUCAAUGCCGACGCGCUCCCAUUAAAUGAACUCCCUCUUUUUGACAUAGGGAUGCUGCUGAGACUACAGGCGUUGGUGGACGAUGUGGGAAAGGCCUACGAGGUUUUCCAGCACAACAAGGCCCUGCGUUUGCUGCUUCGGUUUAUCUCCGAGGACUUGUCAGCCACUUUUAUUGAAGUAGCGAGGGACAGACUUUACCUUGACCAUCCUAAAGGCUAUCGUAGACGCAGCUGCCAGACAGUGCUCGUUAUGGUGCUGCUAGUGCUGACACAGCUCGUGUCUCCUCUGACACCCCAUCUGGCUGAAGAGGUAUUUUUCAGAAUGCCCAAAACGCUCAGGGAAGCGCUGGCUGCUCACCGCAGCAGCAAGAUUAUGGCGGCUUUAGGCCCACAGGGCGAAGGCUUGGCAGAUGCUCUCGGUCUCUGCGGUCCUUUGACCUCUGUCUUUCACGUAGGGUGGCCUCGUAUGCACCUGUCUAUUCAGCCCGCCGCUGUGGCGGAGGCGCAGCAGCUCUGGGGUCUCCUGCUGCCGUUGCGCCAAGAUAUGCACGGCCUCUUUACCAGAGCGCGGCAGCUGCAGAAUUGUGGCCACGUGGGGUCACCACGGGUUGGCUCGCUAAAUGAUCUGAAGCUGAGUAUAACUGCUCCGUCUAAGCUUCUGAGGCCGGCUCCAUUGUCUAAGCCAUUCCUGGGGCAGAAUGGAGCACCACAACCGAUGCGUUCAUACGUUGAUGAUCUCCGGUGGCUACUCCAGUGUUCGGGCGUUGAACUUCACAUGCCUAGGAUCCCCGUCGAGGCUCCCAAGGAAGAGCAACUUGACGAGAACCUGCUGGCUUCUGUGGAGGGGAAUGCUUCGCAUUCGGGUUUGUGUAUGAAGCUGUACAGAGCACAAGGGCCGAGAUGCCAGAGCGAAGUCUCGGAGUCUCAAGGGCCUGCAGACUCCUCUCAGCAUGACGACGGAAAUGCGCCAGCAGGGACGGAUGCCUCUGGGCAGGCCACUGCGGAAGUCCCAUUUGCGUGUGAGAGGUGCACUGACGUCAUGCGGCGCAUCCAGAGCAAAGCAUGA
This is a messenger RNA of Eimeria acervulina, 4131 nucleotides long. Its product is annotated as isoleucyl-tRNA synthetase, putative. Gene Ontology annotation, molecular function: ATP binding; isoleucine-tRNA ligase activity; aminoacyl-tRNA deacylase activity. Gene Ontology annotation, biological process: isoleucyl-tRNA aminoacylation. The record is from RefSeq and is a predicted model, not a curated record. The transcript has 15 exons. Lineage: Eukaryota; Apicomplexa; Conoidasida; Eucoccidiorida; Eimeriidae. Gene Ontology annotation, cellular component: cytosol. The coding region runs from base 1 to 4131 and encodes 1376 amino acids.